Molecule: messenger RNA, 1437 nt
Organism: Alternaria burnsii
Lineage: Eukaryota; Fungi; Ascomycota; Dothideomycetes; Pleosporales; Pleosporaceae
Product: glycosyltransferase family 31 protein
Exons: 1
Coding region: 1-1437 (478 amino acids)
Cellular component (GO): membrane
Molecular function (GO): glycosyltransferase activity
Source: RefSeq, a predicted model, not a curated record
AUGCCUUACCGCUCCUUCAUAUGCCGACUGCUCUUCUGCGCCGUAUUCUCCGUAUCCGUUCUCAACAUCUUCACCAGGGCCACUCAGCCCCGCUUUCACGCCGGAAAAGCCUCCAAUCAUCAUCUUACUGAAGAAACUUUCUGUCCAAAGUCCAAGCUCGCCGAUGACGUUUUGGUCGUCUUGCGAACCGGAGCCACCGAAUCACAAGAAAAGGUGCCAGUGCACUUCCGUACCACGUUGCGAUGCGUUCCCCAUUUUGUUGUACACUCGGACCUGGAUGAGGACAUAGAGGGACACGCUGUUCACGACGUGCUCAAAGGAGUUAGCGAAGAGACGAAGACGACGAAUGAGGAUUUCAAGUUGUACCGCCAACUCCAAGAGCAUGGAAGACGGGGUGUAAAGCAGCAGCAGGUUCUCACAUCAUUGUCCGGCUCGUCGCAAGGGGAUUACCUACGAACUGACAAUGCUGGAUGGCAACUGGACAAGUGGAAAUUCUUGCCUAUGAUCGACCAGGCGCUAGAGGAGAAGCCGGAUGCGAAGUGGUAUUUCUUCAUGGAAGCGGACACGUACAUGAACUGGAACAACCUUUUGGAAUUUCUUGGCAACUUUGACGACAGCAAGCCCUACUACAUUGGCAAACAUCUGUUCAUCAAUGAGGUCGAGUUUGCGUAUGGUGGCGCCGGAUUUGCCCUUUCAAAUCCAGCCAUGCAGAGAGUCGCAUCGCGACGAUCUGAGCGCAUUAGUGAAUAUGAGGAGUUCACAAAGACACAUUGGGUUGGAGACUGCGCACUCGGCAAAGUACUUGAAGACGUACAUGUUCCUCUUCAUCGCGCAUUCCCACACUUCCAAGGCGAUUCCCCAGCCACCCUCGACCCCGCAGUCUCCAAGAUUGACCGCGAUCUAUGGUGCUUCCCUGCCGUUACCUACCACCAUGUCGCCCCUGCUGAAAUCGAAGAGCUUUGGGAUUUUGAGCAAGACUGGUAUAAGCGACAUCAAAUUCUCCUACGCCAUCGAGACGUGUUCAUGGAGCUUGUGCGACCAAAGAUCGACGCAUCAGUCCCUGGGUGGGAUAACAUGUCAGCAGACAAGGAGUACAAUGCGCACGAUCAUUCAGCUGUAGAGAACGAACUUGAGCGAAAUGCCUGGAAGUCUUUUGAGCACUGCCGUGCAUUGUGCGAGGAACAGGAUGACUGCAUGCAAUUCUCCUUUGACGCAGGGAGCUGCGGCAUAUCCACAUCGUUCAGAUUGGGUUACGCGAAGCCGCAAGGAAUGAUGAAGAGUGGAUGGAUGCUGGAUCGUGUAGACGACCUAUUCAGGAGUUUAGAAGAGCAGUGUGGCCUGCGAGAUUGGUUCGCGCCACAGGAGAGUACCACCAACACGGAGUUGAAGAUGAAAAUGAGGCGGAAGAGGACGGUCACCUUCCCUACACAACCCUAG